Mesorhabditis spiculigera is the source of this 303-nucleotide messenger RNA. Lineage: Eukaryota; Metazoa; Nematoda; Chromadorea; Rhabditida; Rhabditidae. The record is from the annotation of a GenBank genome assembly.
AUGGAUUAUCUAGGUCAUCUGAUGUUACUGUUAUUCUCGUUCCAUUUAACAGCAACGACAAAGGGCUCGUCUGGUCCUAUUGAUGACGUUAACGCUGGAGAUGGCGAGCUUGAGCGCCACAUCAAAAUCAUGAACGGACAGGCAAGGCAAAUUCGAGACUACCCCUAUAUGGUCUCGAUCCAGCGCCCGAAUCCUCGUGCUCCGAAUGUUUCGUCACAAGCUCAUCACUGUGGAGGGUCCCUGAUCGGCCUGGAAUGGGUGCUUUCGGCGGCGCAUUGCUUUUUCCAUCCAAACGGGAAGCGG